CAUUUAUUUGUUUAUGUUUAAGGUAGAUAGGUUGACGUUAUUGGUUAUGCUGUUAUUAUUUUGGCGUGAUUUCAUAUAAGCUAUUGGAUUACAAUAUAACAUUACAAAGUAAUUAUGGAUGCAGUCAAUAUAAGUAGCUUGGCUAGUGACGUUCUCCGUAUAUUUGACAGAACUCUAAAUUUCUUUCAAAAUGUGGGAAUUCUGCAAGCCUUCUCUUUCAGCCACUCUGAAGUCUUCUACAGCCCUACUGCUGAGAAAUACUUAGAGAAUUUUAUUGCCUUGUUAGGAGAAGUUAGGGAUGUUCUGGGUAAGCUGCAAGGCAUGCAGGAGUUGCAGAAGCAGCCGAAGCCGAUGGAAGUGGUUGCACCGCCCCCUGCCACUCUGGUGGGUGGCGAACUGCUCACAGCCUCACAGCUGAUGUCCAGUGCGGCAGCCAUGUUUGUCACUGAUCAGCUGAUAACUCCUCAUGAUUUCAUCACUCCUAUAACGAUAUUGGGUGGCGACUAUGAACCCGAGAUCGUCCCAGAGCCGCCAACCCAUUCGUCAUGGACAGCACCAGAAGAUAAGGAUGAGCCUGAUCAGGACCAGGAGAAGGAUCAGGAUGACAGUCCAGAGAAGCCUCCUGUGACCAAGGAACGCUAUCCUUGUCCUGUAUGUGAGAAAGUCCUCGGGUCCAAGACCAGUCUCAAGUUUCACCAGGCAACUCACACAGGGCAAAAGUUAUUCUGUUGUGAGCACUGCGGGAAACUGUUUACAACCAACCUGAACUUGGCGGCUCACCUGACGAGGCAACAUAACCUCAAUACCGAGUCAGCCAAUUCUUGCAAGGAGUGCGGGAAGCUGUUUGUCCGCAAGUCAGCAUUGGAGACACACAUGAAGUGCCACCUGGGAGUGAAGCCAUGGGCUUGCGGAGUUUGUAGCAAAACGUUCACGCAGAAGGUAACGCGGGACACCCACCAGCUGACUCACACUAGAGACUACAGGUUCAUAUGUGACGAGUGUGAGAAACCUUUUCCGACCCAGGCGAAGCUCAACUACCACAGCAAGACACACAGAGAGCCGCAGUUCUCUUGUAAUCUGUGCAGCAAGAAGUUUGCGACCAGACAGUACCUCAAUGCUCACUAUCGCACUCACGACUUGCAGCGCUCGGAGACGGCUCACUGUCGACUUGACACUGUCUCCACUCAGCUGGUGGAAAACACGUACAGUUGCAGUCAAUGUAAUCGCAGUUUCCCCAGUCAGCACACACUCUCUCAGCACGCGCAGAGGCACAACCCGUUGUCUACUCGCUACCGAUGUUCCGAGAAACGGAAGAUGGCUCCCAGGCAGAAGCAUCCCUGUGGCGUCUGCGGUAAAGAGUUCCUGCUGAAAGCAAGCCUCGCCCACCACCACAGACAGAAGCAUGCUAGCGGACUGAGUGAGAGACAGCGAAGACCUUUCAGCUGCCAGUUGUGCCAUAAGACUUUCACACUCCGUGCCAAGGCUAGGCUACACAUGCAGAUACAUACACAGGCGGCCCAGCACGGAUGCACCGUGUGUGGGCGGAUGUUCCGUCGCAAGGACUGUCUGCAGCGACACCUGAUUGUACAUGCAGGCCAGACGCUAUCACUACCCUGUGACAUGUGCGGACACAUCAGCGCCAGCCCGGCCGCGCACCGGCAGCACGCUCACUCUCACAACCACUACAAGUGUGACCGCUGCCAGAAAUCGUUCAAGAGUAAGACUGCGCUGGAUUACCACACACAGACUCACGACGGGCAGUUCAAGUACCAGUGUUCUUUCUGCGGAAAGCAGUUUGUGCGCAAAUGUCACUACCAGGGCCACCUGCUGUCGCACUCCACGGAUCGGCCGUACAAGUGCGACACUUGCGGCAAGGGUUUCAAGGACAACAAGACCUGUCGGGAGCACAGCAAGCGUGUCCAUGCUUCCCAGCUGGUCCACAACACUGCAGCGGAGCAACUGUCAGCCAAUCAGAUGGCUCCGACAGAGAUCACAGGAAAUGAUAUGACAGCGAGUCAAAUGGCCAUUCAUACACUUUUGGCUGGUGAUGAUGCUACUUAUGGACAAACCUACGAUCAGUUCCAGGCGUGUGUGCAGCUCCAGUAGUUUAGCUGCAGAUUGUAUCUAAGCUGUAUCCACUCUCCAGGAGGGUUCCCAUCUGGCUGGUUAUACCUUUCACUGGUUAUAACCUGCAUGUGUUGACUGGAGUGGCUGGGUACAGAGCUUUUUUUUAAAAAGGAGAGGCCGAUCACCUUUUAAGCCUUAUUCUGUCCGUCUUCAUGGGCCACUGGCCUGUGCGAGGAUCUUAUCAAACAGAAUAAAGGGGAGAGUCGAUACAGUACAAGAUCGAUGGUACUGAUAAAAAGUGCUUUGGUCACAGACAGGAUUCAAACAUGCGCUAUCUCUUACUCAGACUCAAAGUCCAACGUCUUAGACUGCUUGGCCAUCGGCACUCCCAAAAGCUGGAUUUUCCGUCUUCCAAGGAGAUAUGAUAGAUUAAUGCCUAAAAUUCUUCCUCAUGGAUCUCGACAGGAGGCGGCUCCUACUCCCAAUCUUACCCAUCCAGAAUAUCUUGUCACUCCAGAAGCAGCGCAAAGCUCCUUUUAGGACUACGCGCAAUUUCUAAGCUUCUUGUUUUGAGAGAGAGAUAAAAGUUCUUUAUCCGAGAUUGUUACUAAAACUUUUUCAGUUCAUACGUUCUUUUGGAGCAUACUUGUUCAAAUGAAAGGUUGUGAAAGUUGAGCAAAGUUGUGAUGUGAUUUUUCCAAAGUAUUAAGUCUUUGACCUUUCUUAUUUUUUGUUCUGAUGAAUGAACACAAAAUAACUCUCCUUUUUAAAAAUAAGUAAAAAACUUUGAUCUUUUUGUAUGGCAAAGAACCAACAAAACUUUAACUUGAAUGGUAAUUAGUCAACGUCAGUGAAUGAAAAUUCACACCAAUAAAUGUAAAAUAAAAUAAGAGAUCUGAACAUUCCAAGGCAAACAUAACAUCAACAUUAUUUUAUAUGUAUAUAUUUUUUGUUAAUACAUUGUUUACAUAUUGUACAGUUUUGUUUUGUAAAUAAACUCGUUCUACCUUU
Messenger RNA from Homalodisca vitripennis (glassy-winged sharpshooter), 3078 nucleotides. RefSeq names its product oocyte zinc finger protein XlCOF6-like. Gene Ontology annotation, molecular function: DNA-binding transcription factor activity, RNA polymerase II-specific; RNA polymerase II cis-regulatory region sequence-specific DNA binding. Gene Ontology annotation, cellular component: nucleus. The record is from RefSeq and is a predicted model, not a curated record. Gene Ontology annotation, biological process: regulation of transcription by RNA polymerase II. The transcript has 13 exons. Lineage: Eukaryota; Metazoa; Arthropoda; Insecta; Hemiptera; Cicadellidae. The coding region runs from base 115 to 2106 and encodes 663 amino acids.